Messenger RNA from Pieris napi, 5676 nucleotides. RefSeq names its product alpha-1,3-mannosyl-glycoprotein 4-beta-N-acetylglucosaminyltransferase A (gene Mgat4a). The transcript has 13 exons. NCBI's taxonomy places the organism in Eukaryota, Metazoa, Arthropoda, Insecta, Lepidoptera, Pieridae. Bases 110 to 1801 code for a protein of 563 amino acids. Gene Ontology annotation, molecular function: acetylglucosaminyltransferase activity. The record is from RefSeq and is a predicted model, not a curated record. Gene Ontology annotation, cellular component: endoplasmic reticulum; Golgi stack; endoplasmic reticulum-Golgi intermediate compartment. Gene Ontology annotation, biological process: protein N-linked glycosylation.
UGUGUACGCUCAUUGAAGCACCAUUAAAACAGGGAUACAUAUUAUAACAAGUGAUAUAAGUUUGAAUUAAUGAGAAUAAAAUUAUCACAAUGUUUCAUCAUAUUACAAUAUGAAUGUAACUUUUGGCCCAGCUAAGAUGGCGCCUGGCUGCGGCCGAGGCAUUUGUUGUUCGCUGCCUAGGAAGAGGCUCCUAGUAUGCAUGCUUCUGUUGCUUGCUGGGACUCUUUGUACCAUCGGCAUUGUUUCAUCAGGCUAUUCCCGGAUACCACACGAGUUUCAGGUUCAAACUCAAAUAGCUGAAAUGCAAAGCCAUCUUAAAUUUUUGGAAUCAUUAUACAGGGCACGACAGGAGGAUAUCAUUAAUUUGGAGCACAAAAUUGGAACCACUUCCAUCAAUGUUUCACAGCGUCCAACUGUUAAUGAUAACCAAAAUAUAAUAAACUCGGACGUUACAACUCUGCUUAACAACUCGGACACAAUGCUCUCGCUAGCAUUGCACACCCAAGAACUAGCCUCGAUGAAGUCUGUUUUUGUUUUCCAACUUCUGCCUUAUCUGAUGAAUGAUCCUGCAAGUCUACGUCCAGCCUUCCACAUGCAGGCGAACCGCGGAUUUGUUAAAAACGUCAUAGGAAUACCAACUGUAAAGCGAGAUAAGGAGUCAUACCUUAUGGUCACCUUGACGCAUUUAAUCGACGGCUUAAAUGACGAAGACUUAGAAGACACCUUGAUUGUAGUCUUCGUGGGCGACACCGACACCGAAUACGUCAUGAAUAUUGCUAAGGAAAUCAAGAGAAGAUUUCCGCAACACGUCGAAAGUGGGCUCAUCGAGGUGCUGUCACCAAAUGCCGCAUAUUACCCUGAUUUUGGAUCAAUUCCGUUGACCCUUGGCGAUUCGGCUAAGCGCGUCAAAUGGAGGACAAAGCAAAAUUUGGACACACUCUAUCUCAUGGCGUAUGGCCAAUCCCGUGGUACAUAUUAUCUGAUGCUUGAAGAUGAUGUUAAAGCGAAGAAAUCGUUUAUGAAGGAUAUAAAACGCUUUACGGCAAGUACAUCUGUCUCGGUACCCAAUUGGUUUUUGAUAGAAUACUGUACUGUUGGUGGUAUUGGGAAACUAUUUAAGUCUGCUGAUCUCGUACAUUUUAUCACCUACGUGCAGCUCUUUUAUUACAAUAUGCCCAUUGAUUGGCUACUUGAGAGCUACUUGGCUGAUCGCGUGUGCCCUAUUGACAAGACAACUAAAGCAUGUGGGGAUAGCAAACUUAAAAUCCGCCCCAAGUACAAGGAGUCUCUCUUUGAACACAUUGGCUUUUACUCUUCUCUGAAAGGAAAGAUUCAAAAAGUCAAGGACCACGAAAUCACCGGCGUUAUACCUAACCACUUCCCACACCGGAAUCCACCUGCUCGUGAUGUGAAAACGGACAUCGAAGUUCACAAUGAGUUUCAUAUCAUCAGUGCCUACAAUGGAGAUACAUUCUUUUGGGGUGUUACUCCGAAGGCGGGAGCUUUAAUCGAGUUCUGGUUUGCUAAACCAACAGACGUUAUAGGAUACACGUUCCGCACCGGCAACGGUCUGCAUCCGACUGACAUAUUGAAGGACGGUGUAGUUGAAAUCUACCCUCACUACCAACGACAGUUUAUAACGAUUAACGCUUUCGACGAAUUCGGUCUUGCUGAGGGCGCGAUUAAACCUGAAUAUGGCCCCCUCGACGCAAUCCGUAUCCGUGUUACCAAGACUUUGACUCGAUGGCUGGUUCUUAGCGAGAUUGACCUCAAGACGGCUAACAAGACAGUUGAGGAUUGACGCCCAUUCUAUUCGCACCCCCCACGCAGUCCACACGCCCCAGUUGCCAAAGACGCGUACAAGGAAUUCGAAAAACAUCGCAUUCUUCAACGUUAAAUCCAACGAAAAAGUCUUGAAAUAUUUUCAUUUUGUGUUUUUCGAGUUUCGAAAUGUAUUUUUAAUAACUUGUUUAGUUUUGGUUGCAAUUUGUUUCCAAUUAGGUAGAAUUUUCCCGUAUUUUAAUUUAUUUAAAGGCGUUAUUGUGAAAAUUUUAGGAUUUCUGAUACCUUAGAAAUUGUUUCGUUCAUUUCGUACUUAAUAUAUUUUGUGUAUCUUUUUAAAAUUUAUUUAGAAUUUAGUAGUUAUCAGUAUUUCUAUUACAACGACUAGGCAAGUUAACGGCAACGAAUAAUCCAAAGCGAAAUUUUUACCUUUUUUUGUAUUGCGAUCAGUUCCCAUAUUAGGGAAUCCGUCAGUAAGAUCCAAUGACGAAAAGUAAUUGAUUUUUUUAAUUUUGUUAUUUAAUGUUGAUUUGUUUGCGGUUUGAUAUAUUCAAAUUAUUUUUUAUACUAUUUUGUAAAUAUUAUUAUUGUAUAUUUUGUUUAAUUACUUAGUUUAUAGUUUAAGUUAAAAUUUAACUAUUUUUUACAUAAACAUCAUAAUACCUCAAAGAAACAGAAAAACAUUGUUUAAACCAACGCUCCAUACAAGCGGCAAAAUGCACUUAAUUAAAUAACUUAACGUAAUUUUCGUCAACCGCAUGAACUUUGCUAGAUAUGAGGUUUCUUUGAGAAGAACACUUGAAUUAAUGGACCCAUUCUGAGAGCAGAACGGGAGUAGCGGUGUUUUUGGGUUUUGUCUUCCGGUACAUCCUGAUACGACCUAAGUGUUGAUCUCAUACGAGUACAGUUUAAACUCCAUAUAACGUUAAGUACACCCCGUAAACGUCGAAAGAACACGAUUUCCCUUUGACGUUUCCUUAACAACUCUAUAAAUCCUAGAAACGGGCAGUCGCUACAGUUUUUACUGUAGUUAUUUUACGGAAGACAAAACUUCAUUUAGAAUAAGGUAUUAACCAAAGUUAAUUGCAUUUAAGUGUACCAAUGUUUCGACAUUGUAAGUGUUAGUAUAGUAAAAAAAAAAAUCCACGGUUCACACGAUUUUUUUAUAUAAAACAAAUCGUUACUUAUUUAAUUUGUAAUUUUUUUAUCAUUUUUCUAUCCACAGAUCUUGUGUAUUUUUUGUUUAAUUUUACAUUAUACGUCUGCGCUUUAAGCUGGUUUCCCUUUUCGGGUCGUUGUUUUAAGAUCUGAGAUUCUAUAUUAAAAUGACAGCUGUACUCUCGUUGGAAGAAAUUCUCUUCUCGUCGAAAAUCUCGUCCAGAAUUCGGGUUACGGUGGGGGUGGUAUUUUUAUGAUUGACCGUAUACGCAAGUUUGUGUUAUUUACUAAAAAUUCUGAUUGAGAUCAUUAUUAUAAAGAAUUUGUAAAUUACAUUCCAUGCAAUUGCGUAACAUCACUAAAAAAUUGUAAUAAAGCCAGACUAUCCAGGCUUCUGGGAGCCCCUAGAUUCGCCCAUCGAGGCCAUUCAAAUACUCUUUCAGUCUAUCUACAGACAUCGUUAGACCUGGUGAUGCCUCAGCGGGUUUGUACAGCCGCCAUAGUUUCUUCUAUUUCGUGAACUGUGGGUUACAAAAAAAUAGUUGUUGUCAUUCGAUGUUUAAUCUUCUUUAAUCUAUCUUAGUGUAAUUUUUGAACUCGAUACCUCGGUCUGAACUGAGGGUUACGAAAAAAUAGUUGUUGUCAUUCGAUGUUUAAUAUUAAUCUUAGUGUAAUUUUUGAAGUCGAUACCUCGGUCUGCUCAAUUGUCUAAAGACUAACAAAAAAUCCGGACCAUCGAAAAAUGUAUUUUUUGGAAUAUUAUGUAAACAUUCAGUGAUAUAAAUUCGUGAAGACUGAAAUUAUAUUUCACUUAAAAAAGGCUCAAAACUUAAAGAAGGCUCAAAACUUGAAGUAGGUCUAGUUUGAAAAUAGAAUUCAGAUGUAUCGAUUUCAAAAUCCAUGCUUAAUCAAUUAAAUGACUAGCCAGUGUUGUACAAAUGUAAGGUAGUAAUAUAGGUUGUGUCGACGGACUGAUGUAAUAGACUGACGGUGAGGUAUUUGACGCAGGCCAUGUCGGUUACCAUAUACGGUAAACAUAGUAAAAAACGAACAAUUAAUAUUAAAUUCCGAAGGGGAAAUUUGUGUAUGAACUUAAAAAAUUAAACGUCGCUCAUUGAAUUUCUAAAUUUACUAACGGUCCCGGAGGGACAUUUUUCGGUCAAUAUUAAAAGGUAUUUAAGAUUUGGUAUAAGAAUUAUUUAAAUAUUUACAGGGAGUGUGUGUUCGAGAAUCGAAUUUGUAUACACUAGUUAAUCAUUUAAAAUGUAGCCAAAGUUGUUAGUCGUCUAAUUGUGACUUAUGUAUUGAUGUUAUUAGGAAUAAGCUUCUUUUCUGCUUUUCUAUGCCUACAUUUAUGCUUAAAUUCGGGGAAGAAUAUAGAAAAGGCUGGGUAAAGACUUAUACAACCGAAGACUGCACCAACCAGUCAUUAACAACAAGAAUGCAAUUAUACCGACAUGCAAGUCGAAAAGAAUACAUUCGAAAAACAACGAUGCCCCAAAGCCUGUUGAAGGUAAAUCAACUAACAAUGUUCAAAUACCCCGAUGUUAUGGCUUUAAUAAAAUGUGUUUUGGUGUUCCAUGGUCUCUCCGAUAUCAAAUACAAAAUCAACGGAAUUUUGUUUUACUAUGGUAAAAAUGAGAAAGCUAUCACUUAUGUUGGUCUUCUUAUCACUUAAGGGAGCGUUUUGCGUAACGGAUUGUGGUUCGAUUUUCGUGGGGGGUUACCACCGCGUAAAAUCCCCAAAAGUUGCGUACGAUCGCUCCUUAACAUCUAGUUCCAAUCGCUAUAAACAGGCCAUUUAAAACUCAAAACUCUUUGUAUAAUGGUAAAGUUGUUAUUAAUCAUAUUUGCGCAUUAACUAGCAAAUUUAAUUAAUACGUGGUAUUCCCUUUAUACAAAGAUCGGGUAUAAAUUCAGUUCUAUUUCGGAUAGUCGAUAUCAUCGAACCCGCGUUAUACGUAUAAUAUUUUCUUUAAUGCCACCCCUGUACGAAUUAACAUUUUUUAAACUGCAAUGUGGAAUUGAAUACGGUAUUAAAGAAAAUAAUAUAUAAUUCGCGUGUUAACCGGACCAUGUAAUACCUUAACACAUACCUACUAUGUUUAAAUUCGCCUUCUGCUUAUGCGCUGUGGAAACUGUUGAUGUCUUAUUUCUAAAACUGUACGCAUAUUGCAUCACCUAAUCGCGGUAAGUCGGAGUACAUAAACUCGUCGAACAACUUUCACAAAUUUUAGUCCUGAUCCACAACUUUCCCUAUUAACUCUGAGGUAGGUUUAUUAUUUUUUAUUAAACGUUCAUAUUUGUUAAACAUAGCACGUCGAUCAAUAAGAAUUGCGCUCUGAGAAUAGAUGCUGGUACAACGACUUAUAACCAAAGACGAUGAUUUGCAUUUAGUUUAGCCAUUUAGUGCAAUUUAUUAUUUAAUUACAAUAGUACGUUUUAAGAGAUAUCCUAUACAGUUUUAUUUUUGUAAUCUAGAAUAUUUAUACAUUUUUGAAGACUUUAUGUACCUAUCUAUAGUUUUACCUAAGGAAAGUCUAGUUUGUAAUUUAAAUUAACGAUCGAAUCGUUAUAUUAUUUAAGUGUUAUUUUGUAAUCUGCCAUUCUAUGUUAAGGACAUUGUAUUCAUAUAAAAUUGUAAAUAUCCGCACAAGUACACCCUGAUAUUAUUUUUCUAAUAUAUGUUACAAAAAAAAUUUACUAACACUCAAAACAAUGUUGAGACGACGAAUU